This is a messenger RNA of Myotis davidii, 4479 nucleotides long. It is a transcript of the gene MAP3K4, whose product is annotated as mitogen-activated protein kinase kinase kinase 4. Gene Ontology annotation, biological process: protein phosphorylation; MAPK cascade. Lineage: Eukaryota; Metazoa; Chordata; Mammalia; Chiroptera; Vespertilionidae. The coding region runs from base 1 to 4479 and encodes 1492 amino acids. The record is from RefSeq and is a predicted model, not a curated record. The transcript has 26 exons. Gene Ontology annotation, molecular function: ATP binding; protein kinase activity.
AUGACUGUCAUCCCUGAGACCAGAAAGAGUUCUACAGACAACAGCAACCGCACAGGGUUUCCGCCCGUGUGGCCGGUCCUUGCUUCCCGGGAGUGUGGGAGCUGUGGGGAGCUCCGCCAGGGGGGCAGUGCCGAGGAGCACCGCGUGCGGCGGGAGGAGCGCUACAGGGAGUCUAAGGAGCUUACGCCCGAGUGCACCCUGGGCGACUCGGCUAGCAAGAAUUCGGACUCGGACGUGGAGGAGUUUUCAGAUGAAGCUAACACAGAGAACCUUCUUGGCGCCUCUCCCCCCAGCACACCUCGGCAGAUGAAACGCCUGUCAACCAAACACCAGAGGAACAAUGUCGGGAGGCCUGUCAGUCGCUCCAAUUUGAAAGAAAAAACAAAUGCAUUGAACCAGCCUCCACAUAAAGACACUGGGAAAAUCGGGGAGAAAAAGAUCCGAGCGGCCAUUAGGACGACAGAGCGCGAUCAUAAGAAAAACGUGCAGUGCUCCUUCAUGUUGGACUCCGUGAGCGGGCCUCUGCCCAAAAAGCCGAUCCCAGAUGUGGAUCUCAAUAAGCCUUACCUCAGUCUCGGCUGCAGCAACGCCAAGCUUCCCGUGUCUGUGCCCAUGCCGAUCGCGAGAACUGCACGCCAGACUUCCAGGACCGACUGUCCAGCAGAUCGCUUGAAGUUUUUUGAAACUUUACGACUUCUGCUAAAGCUUACCUCAGUCUCAAAGAAGAAGGACAGGGAGCAAAGAGGACAGGAAAAUACAUCUGCUUUCUCAUUCAACCGGUCGAAUGAGCUCAUCUGGUUAGAGCUACAAGCCUGGCAUGCGGGACGGACCAUUAACGACCAGGACCUCUUUUUAUAUACAGCCCGUCAAGCCAUACCAGAUAUUAUCAAUGAAAUCCUUACUUUCAAAGUCAAUUAUGGGAGCAUUGCCUUUGUUAGAAAUGGAGCUGGUUGCAAUGGUGCCCCGGUGGAAGGACAGUGCCCAGCCCCUCACGGAACAAGGAUUGUGGGUUAUCCCACGUACCACGAGCAUCUCCAGCGCCAGAGGGUGUCAUUUGAGCAGGUAAAGCGGAUAAUGGAGCUGCUAGAGUACAUAGAAGCACUUUAUCCAUCGUUGCAAGCUCUUCAGAAGGACUAUGAAAAAUAUGCUGCAAAGGACUUCCAGGACAGAGUGCAGGCACUCUGCUUGUGGUUAAACAUCACAAAAGACUUAAAUCAGAAAUUAAGGAUUAUGGGCACCGUUUUGGGCAUCCAGAACUUAUCAGACAUUGGCUGGCCAGUGUUUGAAAUCUCUUCCCCUAGAUCAUCCAAAGGCAAUGAGCCGGAAGAUGAGGGAGAUGACACAGAAGGAGAAUUGAGAGAGUUGGAAAGUAGCUCGGAUGAGAGUGAAGAACAGACCUCUAAUCCAAGGGCGCCAACAAACAAGCCCCUCGACAACACUUUCUGCUUCCCGUCGCAGGACGGCCCCGCCAAGAGGCUUGAGAGGCUCGAAUCGGAGGAGGACUCUGUUGGCUGGGGAACGCCGGACUGCAGCGCCGAGGCCGGCUGUAGCAGACAUUGUCUGACUUCUAUUUAUCGGCCAUUUGUAGACAAAGCACUGAAGCAGAUGGGGCUGAGAAAGUUAAUUUUGAGACUUCACAAGCUGAUGGAUGGUUCCUUGCAAAGGGCACGGAUAGCGCUGGUAAAGAGUGACCGUCCAGUGGAGUUUUCUGAGUUUCCAGAUCCCAUGUGGGGCUCCGACUAUGUGCAGCUGUCCCGGCCGCCCCCUGCUUCCGAGCAGAAGUGCAGCGCUGUGUCGUGGGCCGAGCUCGAGGCCAUGGACUUACCCUCCUUCGAACCUGCCUUCCUGGUCCUCUGCCGGGUCCUCCUGAACGUCAUCCACGAAUGCCUCAAGCUGAGAUUGGAGCAGAGACCUGCGGGAGAGCCGUCUCUCUUGAGUAUUAAGCAGCUGGUCCGAGAGUGUAAGGAGGUGCUGAAGGGCGGCCUUCUGAUGAAGCAGUACUACCAGUUCAUGCUGCACGGCGUCCGGCACGGCCUGGAGAAGGCUGACUGCAACAUGGACGCCUUCGAGGAGGACCUGCAGGAGAUGCUGAUGGUAUAUUUUGAUUACAUGAGAAGCUGGAUCCAAAUGCUACAGCAGUUACCUCAAGCAUCCCACAGUUUAAAAAAUCUGCUAGAAGAAGAAUGGAAUUUCACCAAAGAAAUAACCCAUUACAUCCGCGGAGGAGAGGCCCAGGCUGGGAAACUUUUCUGUGACAUUGCAGGGAUGCUGCUGAAAUCCACGGGCAGCUUCCUGGAGGUCGGCCUGCAGGAGAGCUGUGCUGAGUUCUGGACCAGUGCCGAUGACAGUAGUGCUUCGGAUGAAAUCAGGCGGUCUGUGGUGGAGAUCAGCCGGGCCCUCAAGGAGCUCUUCCACGAGGCCCGGGAGCGAGCCUCCAAGGCCCUCGGCUUCGCUAAGAUGCUGAGGAAGGACCUGGAAAUCGCUGCUGAGUUCAUCCUUUCAGCCCCCAUUAGAGACCUUCUGGAGGUCCUGAAAUCAAAGCAGUACGUCAAAGUGCAGAUUCCUGGCUUAGAGAACCUGCAGGUGUUUGUCCCAGACACUGUCGCCGAGGAGAAGAGUUUUAUCCUGGCGUUACUCAGCGCCGCCGCAGGAGGAAAGGACUGCUUAAAGGACACGGACUAUGUGCUGCUGCUCGACGCCCAUCUCCUCCUCACCAAGCACAGCGACCCCGCGGGCGACAGCUGGGCCACGUGGGAGGCGCAGCCUGUGAAAAUCGUGCCUCAGGUAGAGACGGUGGAGACCCUGAGAAGCAUGCAGGUGGAUAACCUUCUACUAGUUGUCAUGCAGUCUGCACAGCUCCUCAUCCAGAGGAAAGCCUUCCAGCAGUCCAUCGAGGGGCUCCUGGCGCUGCGCCACGAGCAGACGUCCAGCCAGCCCAUCAUCGCCAAGGCUCUGCAGCAGCUCAAGAAUGAUGCAUUAGAACUUUGCAACAGAAUAAGUGAUGCCAUUGACCGAGUGGACCACAUGUUCACUUCAGAAUUUGAUGCUGAAGUUGACGAAUCGGAGUCUGUCACGCUGCAGCAGUACCACCGAGAGGCCAUGAUCCAGGGCUACAAUUUUGGGUUUGAGUAUCAUAAAGAAGUUGUUCGUCUGAUGUCUGGAGAGUUUAGACAGAAGAUUGGAGACAAAUAUAUAAGCUUUGCCCGGAAAUGGAUGAAUUAUGUCCUGACUAAGUGUGAGAGUGGGAGAGGCACCAGACCCAGGUGGGCAACUCAAGGUUUUGACUUUCUGCAAGCCAUUGAACCUGCCUUCAUUUCUGCUUUACCAGAAGAUGACUUCUUGAGUUUACAAGCCUUGAUGAACGAAUGCAUUGGCCACGUGAUAGGAAAGCCGCACAGUCCUGUUACAGCCAUUCAUCGGAACAGCCCCCGUCCUGUGAAGGUGCCGCGAUGCCACAGCGACCCUCCUAACCCCCACCUCAUCAUCCCCACUCCGGAGGGAUUCAGGGGUUCCAGUGUCCCUGAAAACGACCGGCUGGCUUCCGUCGCAGCUGAGCUGCAGUUCAGGUCCCUGAGUCGCCACUCCAGCCCCACCGAGGAGCGAGAUGAACCAGCAUAUCCAAAAGGUGAUUCAAGUGGGUCAACCCGAAGAAGUUGGGAACUUCGGACGCUGAUCAGCCAGACGAAAGAUACCGCUUCUAAACAAGGGCCCAUGGAAGCCAUCCAGAAGUCCGUCCGGCUGUUUGAAGAAAAGCGGUACCGAGAGAUGAGGAGGAAGAACAUCAUUGGUCAAGUGUGUGAUACCCCCAAAUCGUACGAUAACGUCAUGCAUGUUGGCCUGAGGAAGGUGACCUUCAAGUGGCAAAGAGGAAACAAAAUUGGAGAAGGGCAGUAUGGGAAGGUCUACACCUGCAUCAGCGUUGACACGGGCGAGCUGAUGGCCAUGAAGGAGAUCCGGUUUCAGCCCAACGACCACAAGACGAUCAAGGAAACCGCGGACGAGUUGAAGAUAUUCGAGGGCAUCAAGCACCCCAACCUGGUGCGCUACUUUGGAGUGGAGCUGCACAGGGAGGAGAUGUACAUCUUCAUGGAGUACUGCGACGAGGGCACGCUGGAGGAGGUGUCCCGGCUCGGCCUGCAGGAGCACGUCAUCCGGCUCUACUCCAAGCAGAUCACCGUGGCCAUCAACGUGCUGCACGAGCACGGCAUAGUGCACCGCGACAUCAAAGGUGCCAACAUCUUCCUUACCUCCUCGGGGCUGAUCAAGCUGGGAGACUUCGGGUGCUCGGUGAAGCUUAAAAACAACGCCCAGACCAUGCCCGGGGAAGUGAACAGCACGCUGGGGACCGCAGCGUACAUGGCUCCUGAAGUCAUCACUCGUGCGAAGGGAGAAGGUCACGGGCGUGCGGCCGACAUCUGGAGCCUCGGGUGUGUCGUCAUAGAGAUGGUGACUGGCAAGGUUUGCACCGAUGAGGAAUGA